This is a messenger RNA of Baudoinia panamericana UAMH 10762, 1270 nucleotides long. RefSeq lists its product as uncharacterized. The transcript has a single exon. Gene Ontology annotation, biological process: regulation of transcription by RNA polymerase II. NCBI's taxonomy places the organism in Eukaryota, Fungi, Ascomycota, Dothideomycetes, Mycosphaerellales, Teratosphaeriaceae. Gene Ontology annotation, molecular function: zinc ion binding; DNA-binding transcription activator activity, RNA polymerase II-specific. Bases 1 to 1215 code for a protein of 404 amino acids. The record is from RefSeq and is a predicted model, not a curated record.
AUGUCGUCUAGGCGAGCUCAUCUCAAGUCGCGUACAGGUUGCCAGCAGUGUAAGAAGCGCCGGAUCAAGUGCGACGAACAUGCCCCGUGGUGCCAGCGAUGCGCCGAGCGCGGACUUGACUGCAGUUACAAGGAGCUGCAGGGUGCAAUUGACAAGCUGCAGCUCCUGACGGCGCCAGAAAACGCUCGCUAUGGGCCUUCUGCAUCAGAUACGUGCAGUAAGUCGAGCCAGCCUAGGCCAGAUGCGUUGUUAGAGCGGACCACUGUCUCUGUUCCCGAGGAAGUUGUGGAGUCACGGCGGGACAUAGGUCCAUUCACCCUUCAAGACUUUGCGCUCUUUCACCACUUCCUGCUGCAUACGUUCCAGACCAUCGGUCCCAUUGAUCGCGACCAUACCGUGUGGAAGACACAAGCACCUGAGCUAGCCCAAUCGUAUCCCUUCCUCAUGCAUGCCAUACUCGGUGUAGCAGCUGCUCACAGAUCGUCGCUGGAUGGGCUACUGCACAGCACGGGGAUUGACACGGCGCGAAAGCACUACACUGCAGCCCUGCGCCUCUUCCGCACUCAAGUCAGCGAAGUGGGAACUACUGAUGCCGGUUGCGCGUUUUUAUGUUACGCCAUGCUUAUCAGCGUUCUUUUCCUUAGCCUGGAGUGUGAAAGACAGCAUGAUGGCGACCCCAUCGACGACUUCGCCAACUUACUUAACAUCUUGCAGAGGUCUAGUAGCGUGUUGGAAUCUGUCAAGCCGGCUGUCAAUGACACAGCAUAUGGACUGCUGCUACCCGGCCCAAGCAGGGGCGAAGCACAUUCCCUUCCGGAAGACCUCGGGCGAUCACUGCAAAGAAUAGAGAGUUUGAUACAGAGUCCCGACACUACCGACCCUCCAGCGACAACAGUUGAGUUGUUCGACGCGCUCAUCAAACUUAGGACAUACCACACGUACCAGCCACUUCACCCUAUCACUGGGGCAACCCUUCUAACGUGGCCUAUGACCGUGGUUCCAACUUUUGCCGAACAGGUGCGGCGUCGACACCCUGCAGCUUUGAGUAUGACUGCUUCUUGGGCGGCGCCGUUUUAUCAUAGCCCUGGAAAAUGGUAUGUCGGCAAAUGGCCGGAAAGGUUGAUCACUUCGAUAUCCUCCAACCUUCAGGCUUUGGGGAAAGCCGAGCUGGUUGCUUGGCCUUUGGCGCAAACCAUUGCAAAAGCACCAGGCUGAACGAGCGUACAAGACUGGCAGACUGUAGUUUGGGAUCCGUGAACAGCGCCUCAGA